AUGUUAUUUAGAUAGAAGGAGAAGAUAUAAGAUGUUGGAAGAAACAAUUUUAGAGAUUUUUAUAGAAUGGAACAUGAUGCCUAAACUAAAACAAUAAAAAUGAUGCCUAGUGUUCAGUCUGGUUUAUCUAGAUCAAUGAAGUUUCAUAUUACUUGAAUUUUAUUAGUUAGCCUUUGAUUGACGAGAAUCAAAGUUCUCUAUCUGGAAGCAGUUGGGAUGCUAAACACUUAGAUACCUUUCUCAAAUAAAGCAAAUACUCAAGUAUGAGAUAAACUUAAGAUCUUGAUAACUAAGCAGUUUUUGUUGGUAGUGGUUAGAAUCAGAGUUUCUUUUUUCGUAGAUAAUAACCUAGAAUUAUACCAGAAUAUAUUGAUUACUUGAACAUGAGUAAAAUUAAUCAUAUUGUUUCUGAUCAUCCUGUAAAUCAUUCAUAAGAAGUUAUAAAAAAAAGAUUAGAAAUACCUGAAAAAAACUAUGUUGAAUAAAAUCUAGCCUUAUCAUAAGUAAUAACACUUAAAAAGCCAUCAGGAUAUUUAGCUGAACUCAAAGAAACACAAGAAUAAUAAAAAAAGUAAAUUAUAUUUAUAUAUCAAUCAUAAAGAUUUCAUUAAUGGAGAGAAGAAUUUAGUGAAGCUAACAAAGCCUAUAGAAAAAUUAGAUAAGCCUAUAAGUAGAAGAAUUUUUAAUAUUAGAUCAGGAAUAAUUGGAAUUGACAAUCCUACUAUUGAAAAUUCUGAAUUGUACAAAGAUGAGCAUCAAAAAUAUAAGCAAAAAUAAGAAAAUAGGAUGAUUCAUUCAAUCAAUAGAUAUUAAUGUAUAAUUACAUAUAUCAUUUUUUAGCAUUGGAAAAAUAUUCAAGCGCUAAUCCUAAUAUUGAAUUUGAUAACAGAAAAUAUGAUGAUUCUCUAACUUAAAUCAAUCAAACAAGAAAGUUAGGAUAAUAUCCUGUGUAAACUUUUGAGAUGGAUUAUAAAUGGAUGCACAAGAGAACUAUCAAUCCAUGUCAGAAUACACAAUAAAGAUUAUUUGGAGGAGUUGAUAAAAUUAGUAGAGCAGCAUCUCUAAGAGCAGAGAACAUCAAAAAUCAAGAACUUAGAGGAAGAGAUUAUAAUUGCAUUUGUUUAACAAAGGUGUGA
Paramecium pentaurelia is the source of this 1136-nucleotide messenger RNA. Lineage: Eukaryota; Ciliophora; Oligohymenophorea; Peniculida; Parameciidae. The record is from the annotation of a GenBank genome assembly.